AUGCACCCGCGCCGAUGUUUGCACAAGAAGCUCACUCUGUGCUCUGGCUCUGUGCUCUGGCUCUGGCUCUGGCUCUGGCUCUGGCUCUGGCUCUGGCUCUGGCUCUGGCUCUGGCUCUGGCUCUGGCUCUGGCUCUGGCUCUGGCUCUGGCUCUGGCUCUGGCUCUGGCUCUGGCUCUGGCUCUGGCUCUGGCUCUGGCUCUGGCUCUGGCUCUGGCUCUGGCUCUGGCUCUGGCUCUGGCUCUGGCUCUGGCUCUGGCUCUGGCUCUGGCUCUGGCUCUGGCUCUGGCUCUGGCUCUGGCUCUGGCUCUGGCUCUGGCUCUGGCUCUGGCUCUGGCUCUGGCUCUGGCUCUGGCUCUGGCUCUGGCUCUGGCUCUGGCUCUGGCUCUGGCUCUGGCUCUGGCUCUGGCUCUGGCUCUGGCUCUGGCUCUGGCUCUGGCUCUGGCUCUGGCUCUGGCUCUGGCUCUGGCUCUGGCUCUGGCUCUGGCUCUGGCUCUGGCUCUGGCUCUGGCUCUGGCUCUGGCUCUGGCUCUGGCUCUGGCUCUGGCUCUGGCUCUGGCUCUGGCUCUGGCUCUGGCUCUGGCUCUGGCUCUAG
Molecule: messenger RNA, 594 nt
Organism: Cordyceps fumosorosea ARSEF 2679
Lineage: Eukaryota; Fungi; Ascomycota; Sordariomycetes; Hypocreales; Cordycipitaceae
Exons: 1
Coding region: 1-594 (197 amino acids)
Source: RefSeq, a predicted model, not a curated record